AUGUUAUCCAUUCAUGCCAAGAUUGGACUGGGGGUAGUGGCUUCAUAUACAUCCUACGCUUUGUAUGUUUCAUACGCAGCAAAUAGGGAAAUCACAAAAAGAGCACAGAUAGAAAAAGCCAGAUCUGAGGAGUCAAGGUUAAAACAGGAAGCAAUCCCUGAUAGUAUCUUAGAUAAAUACUCAAGUUUCACUGUUGCUGGUAGAUUUGAAAACCCAUUUGAAGAAUAUAGAGUUCAAACAUUAUUUGAGUUUUUCCUUAGUAGGAUUUUAGAACUUUUUGAAGGAAAGGGAAGAGGAAAUGUUCCAUCAAAAGCCAGGUUAAGAGAGCUAUUACCAAUUUAUGAACCUGACUUUGAACUUCUUAAAGAAUCAUCAUUAGUUGACAACGCUCAAAAAGUUGAAAGCACUGAUAUAUCAAUACCCAAACAUCAAGAUCGCUUAACAUUCACCUGGCUAGGCCAAUCAUGUGCAUACGUUCAAAUAAGUGGUGUCAAUUUCCUUACAGAUCCUUUAUUUAGCAAUUAUUUGGUCAACUCAAUUUUAGGGCCUAAAAGAAUAACUCCAUCACCAUGCAAAUUAAACGAACUACCAAAACCUCAUUACAUUAUGGUUUCUCAUAAUCAUCCAGAUCAUUUUGAUGAGGAGGUUGCCGAAGAAGUGAAAAAUGCUUCAACGUGGAUUGUUCCUAUGGGGUUGAGAAAAACCUUGGCUAAGAAAGGUAUCUACAAUACUAUAGAGUUGGACUGGUGGGAUAAAGUGAAAUUGCCUGUUGCUGAGGAUCCAAAUAAUCUUUAUGAGGUUGCUUGUACACCUGCAAUGCAUUGGUCAGGUAGACAUUUAUUGGACUCGAACUCUACCUUGUGGUGUUCCUUCUUGAUUUUGAAGAAUGGUAAACCUAUUUUUUUUCACGCAGGUGAUACUGGAUAUGUCCAUGAUUUAUUCAAGAUGAUAGGUUCUAAAUUUGGGUAUGGCUUGAAAUUAGCCAUGCUUCCAUGCGGUCAAUACUGUCCUCAAUGGCAUCAAAAACCCCGUCAUAUAAAUCCGGAGGAAUGUGUCAAAAUAAUGGAUGACUUAAAAGCCAAAAAGAUUGUUGGUGUGCACUGGGGCACAUUUGUGUUAAGCAGUGAACAUUUCCUUGAACCAAAAUUGAAACUCGAAGAAUUGGCAAAGAGUCUGAAUAAAGCUCAUGAUAUUUUUGCUCCAGAUUUUGGCAAGACUAUAAUAUUUGACAUUGGCGAUGAUGCAAACGAAGAUGAGAGUAGGUAUAUUCCAGUUAGAGAUGGGAAAAGUAUACUAGUUAAAUAG
Hansenula anomala is the source of this 1305-nucleotide messenger RNA. It is a transcript of the gene FMP30, whose product is annotated as N-acetylphosphatidylethanolamine-hydrolyzing phospholipase D. Gene Ontology annotation, biological process: N-acylphosphatidylethanolamine metabolic process; N-acylethanolamine metabolic process. Gene Ontology annotation, cellular component: membrane-bounded organelle; cytoplasm. The transcript has a single exon. Gene Ontology annotation, molecular function: N-acylphosphatidylethanolamine-specific phospholipase D activity; zinc ion binding. The record is from RefSeq and is a predicted model, not a curated record. Bases 1 to 1305 code for a protein of 434 amino acids. Lineage: Eukaryota; Fungi; Ascomycota; Saccharomycetes; Phaffomycetales; Wickerhamomycetaceae.